AUGAAGGAGAGGCAGCUACAGCUCGGGAAGGCUGGUUCUCCUGGAUUCGCAGCUCGGCAGCAACAGGAAAACAUGGCCUUGACAAACCAUAUCCGGAUUGAUCCGGAGCCACUGUUUUCCUCGGAACAACUGCUGCAGGGAAGGACACCACAGAAGCCUAAGAAGAGAUGCUACUCCCUGAGCGCGGUGCCGCCUGCCUGGGGAGAGCUGCUAACCGGGAAGGGCGCAGGCCGCGGCGGCCAGGGGCUGCCCCGGGGGAGUCCAGAACCCACCCGGCCCUCCUCCCCGCUGCCGGCUCCAGAACCUCCGCCCCAACUGUGGGGUGACCAGAGCAGCGAUGUGAGGCCCGCACCCCUGUCUGGGCAGGAGGAGCUGGUGCGGCGUCGGCAGCUCACCUGUCAAACCCGCAAGAGUCUUUAUUCCAAGGGUGCUCAAGAAGCAGCCGGCAGCCCCCUGACUGGCCUGCCCGAGGUGCCCGGAGCUACCUGCCAGGACACGCCGGGAGCCGCAGGCCCUGGGGACAGCUUGCACAACAGCCAGGACAGAGGCAUUCUGUCCAAAAAAGAGGCCGACGAGCUUCCCAGGCCAGCGCCCAACACUGGCUGUCCUCUCACCGGGCCCUGGGGAGCGGACUCUGAGGGACCACAGGAGUGGGAAGAGGCGAAGACACGAGGCCCAGAAGGGGCCGCAGAAGUCUGGGGGUCGAGGGGAGGAGGCCCACAGUUCGGGCUCGACAAGCGACGGGCGUCCAAAGGCUGGGGGCGCAGCGGCAGCGGGGAGGGGUGCCCGGAGAGCCACGGACGGCCGCGGCCCGCCCGGGCCCGAGCGACGGGAAGCGACGGCCGCCGGGUCGAUGGACCCCCUGCGCCUCUCGCCCCGCACUCCACUCCCCGCCGGGCCUCGCGCACCAGGCUCGCGGCUCGCCUCAGCCCGGGCCCGCGGCUCUCCCGCCUCCGCCGCUCCGCCGACCCACUUCCCAGGACCCGGACUGACCUGUCCCGGCUGCCCCCCGCGCCGCCGCCGCCGCCGUCCCACAGGCUCCGCAGGCGCCUCCGGCUCCUGCCAAAACUUUUCCCAUUAAUCCCCGGCUCCGCGCGGCGGCUGCGGCGUCACACGCUGCGCGGCCCAGCCCCGCCCCCGCCAGCGCGACGUCACCGGGCCGCUCGUCCCCGCCCCCCCUUUUCCACGCCCCCUUCCGCUUCGGUCGCGGCCAAUCACCGCACGCCUGGGAUCCUCCCCCAGACUCUGCCGCUCCGCCCACCGCACGCGGCGCCGGGCCCACCUGCAGCGCCCUCUGGUGCCCAGGGAGGAGCCGAGGCGGAAGCUCCAGGACCGGGAAGAAACAGCCCCAGAGAAGGUGUGUGA
Molecule: messenger RNA, 1365 nt
Organism: Dama dama (fallow deer)
Lineage: Eukaryota; Metazoa; Chordata; Mammalia; Artiodactyla; Cervidae
Exons: 5
Coding region: 1-1365 (454 amino acids)
Source: RefSeq, a predicted model, not a curated record